GUGAUGCAUAUAUAAUGAAAGACUUCACACCUUAAUCACAAUAUUCACUCUUGGUAUGUGAUUUGAUGUCUGGAAAUGUAUGAUACAACAGUUUUUCUCUUACAUGCUGAUUGGCUGAUGUGGAUAUGAAAACUCUUUAAAUAUGUGCCUAAAAGGACUCCCUAACAGACUACAGCUGCAAGAUCCAAAUAUAUAUCAAGAAUACAUCCAAAAGGACCUGUGUCUGUUUUUUUAAAAAAGAUGAAGAGCUGGACUUUGCUUACCUGCUUCCUCAGUGCUGUAUUUUCUGUUCCAGUACCCCAUGGACAUCCUGGCUAUAUCAAUUUCAGUUAUGAGGUAAUGACACCUUUAAAAUGGUACCAGAGCCUCAUUGGACACCAGUACCCACGUUUUGGAUACGAACCUAUGGGAGGAUGGAUGCAGCACCAUGCAGGGCCAAUGAUGCAUCAUCACUCUCCUUAUCAAGGCUUCUACCGUGCAGUGCCCAACCAUCACUCACACUUGCCACCACCUCUGAACACACCAAUGCAACCAGCAGGGCACAGCCCUUUUGGUCAAAUGCCUGGACAAAACACAAUGCCACACUACCAGCCAGGAGUACCAGUUCAAAACCCACUUCCACCACAUGUAGGAGACCAUCCUGUGCACCACCACCAACCUGGCAAUCCAAACCAGCCAAUGCAACCUGGCAAUCCAAGCCAGCCAAUGUACCCUGUGCACCCAGUGCAGCCACUGCCACCUGUGAUACAUGAUGCUCCUCUUGAACCAUGGCCAGGAACAGACAAGACCAAGCAAGAAGAAGUGGAUUAAAGGAAGAGGAAAUCGGAAUAAUGCACAAGUAUGUUAGGCAUUUUCACUUGUUUCAAGAAACUAUCAUUGUCUUUCAGUUGACAAUGCAGAUCUUCAUUAAGCAAAAAAUUUUAGAGAAAACUUUAGCUUGAAAGCAAAUAAAUGCAGAAGUAGCGUACAAUAAAAUGUGUUUUAAAUCAA
Sphaerodactylus townsendi is the source of this 990-nucleotide messenger RNA. It is a transcript of the gene AMELX, whose product is annotated as amelogenin X-linked. The transcript has 6 exons. Lineage: Eukaryota; Metazoa; Chordata; Lepidosauria; Squamata; Sphaerodactylidae. The record is from RefSeq and is a predicted model, not a curated record. Gene Ontology annotation, biological process: multicellular organism development. The coding region runs from base 241 to 810 and encodes 189 amino acids.